AUGGCUUUGGCUCAGCAUCAUCGACUCAUUACGUGUAUGCUGCUGUUCUGUAUAGGGACUAGCAUUCAAACCCGGUUCUCUCAAACAGACUUGAAAUCUAAAAUAUCUGGGGUGGAGGAGCUCUUAGAGGAAUUCCGCAAGCAGCUCCAACAGGACCAGACGUAUACCAGGGAGGAGGAAGAGGUGGUUGACGUCUGUCUGGCUGAUUUCAACGCCGUAGAGGAGCACAUAAUCCGAGCGACUGCCUCCAUUGAGCAGGGAGCCAUCUUCCUCUCGGCUCCUGACCGGGUGUACAGUUGGAAAGACUGUCUCCAUGCCUGCUGUGCAGACCCUCACUGCACGGUGGCGGUGGUCCAGGAGGACCUGAGACAAUCGGACGACAGCCUCAGCUGCUAUUUGUUCAGCUGCACCUAUAGAAAUAAAAACGUUUGUUCAUUCGCAGCACAGGCAGGGUUUAGCACCUACAGUCGGGCUCACAAUACAACAGGACACAUCAUCUCCUCCAGUGGCAAUGAAGAUGUGAACAAAUUGGUCAAUUUGAUUAGGAGACCUGAGGAAAACCCUAGAGUUGAUGAUGACACUCAAAUGCCAGACAUGGACGAGCCGCCCCGCAGUGAUGCCGGCCAGGAUGUAGUUAUCCAGCUGCCCACUGACUGUGCGGUACUGGACGGCCGGGACAGUGUGGACGACCAUGGGGUCACCCGCUAUGAAUGGGCCCUGGUGAAGGGUGACCCAGCCAUCAACAUGAAGGUGACCCAGCCAGGGUUACUGAAAAUCAGUAGUCUACAGGAGGGUUCCUUUACCUUCCAGAUGACUGUCACAGACACCGUGGGACAGAAGAGCUCAGACAAUGUCACUGUGACAGUGCUGGCUCCAGAACACCAAGCUGAAGUUGAUGGGAACAGGAAGUCAGUGACCCACCCUGCAGGUCUACCCAGCCCACACAGGCCUGGGGCCCAGCCAGAGGAGACUGAGGACCACUCCAUGGCCCAGGGUGGACCCAGGAAGACCAUGGAGGAGGCCAGACCAACUCCACCACAAGCCCCACAGACUCCACAGUCUGGUGACUGGAGCAAGGCAGUGCCCCGAGUCCUACCACAGCCAAGUCACAGUGAACAGGAGAGCCCUGUCCGUCAAGCAGAGCCCUGUGCAGCGCCCCCUGCUGUGGGGCCAUGUAAAGGCAUCUUCCCACGCUGGUUCUAUGACCCUGUGGCUGAAGAGUGCAAGCACUUCAUCUACGGAGGCUGCAAGGGCAACCAUAACAACUUCCUGCAGGUGGCAGACUGCGUCAAUGAAUGUAUAAAAAAAACAGUCUUACCCAGUACAUUUCCUGCAGAGGCUCCUAAAGUGACCAUGAAGUGGCCAGAGAUCAAACCACUACCAGAGCGUGACAUGUUCCCAAUAUCCAAACCACAUUCAGUAAUGGGAGGACACCCAGGGCCUGAGUCAGGUGCUAUACUGCCAUUGGCUCUAGGCCUGAUCAUCACAGCUUUGCUGCUGCUCAUGAUUGGCUGUCGCCUGCGGUUGGUCCGGCACAAGCUGAAGAAGGCCCGCCCCCUCACCACUGAGGAGUCUGAUUACCUCAUCAACGGCAUGUACCUGUAG
Molecule: messenger RNA, 1605 nt
Organism: Salvelinus namaycush (lake trout)
Lineage: Eukaryota; Metazoa; Chordata; Actinopteri; Salmoniformes; Salmonidae
Product: low-density lipoprotein receptor-related protein 11-like
Exons: 7
Coding region: 1-1605 (534 amino acids)
Molecular function (GO): serine-type endopeptidase inhibitor activity
Source: RefSeq, a predicted model, not a curated record